Molecule: messenger RNA, 1753 nt
Organism: Acanthisitta chloris (rifleman)
Lineage: Eukaryota; Metazoa; Chordata; Aves; Passeriformes; Acanthisittidae
Gene: VAT1L
Product: vesicle amine transport 1-like
Exons: 8
Molecular function (GO): oxidoreductase activity; zinc ion binding
Source: RefSeq, a predicted model, not a curated record
UGGUUUGAACUUUAUUGAUUUGAUGGUGAGACAGGGGAAUAUCGACAACCCUCCUAAGACGCCACUCGUUCCUGGGUUUGAGUGCUCUGGAAUUGUAGAAGCUCUUGGAGAUAGUGUGAAAGGAUUUGAGAUUGGAGACCGAGUCAUGGCUUUUGUGAACUACAAUGCCUGGGCUGAAGUAGUAUGUACCCCAGUGGAAUUUGUCUACAAGAUCCCAGAUGACAUGAGUUUUUCUGAAGCUGCUGCAUUCCCCAUGAACUUUGUAACUGCCUACAUGAUGCUGUUCGAGGUUGCUAACCUGAGAGAAGGCAUGUCUGUGCUGGUGCACUCGGCAGGAGGUGGGGUGGGUCAAGCUGUUGCUCAGCUCUGUUCAACCAUUCCCAAUGUUACUGUUUUUGGAACAGCUUCAUCUUUCAAACAUGAAGCAAUCAAAAACUCGGUAACUCACCUGUUUGACAGAAAUGCAGACUAUGUUCAAGAAGUAAAAAGAAUCUCGACAGAUGGAGUAGAUAUUGUUUUGGACUGUCUUUGUGGAGAAAAUACCGGGAAAGGCCUCAGUCUUCUCAAACCACUUGGGACUUACAUUUUAUACGGUUCAUCCAACAUGGUUACUGGCGAGACAAAAAGCUUCUUCAGUUUUGCAAAAUCAUGGUGGCAGGUUGAGAAAGUAAAUCCUAUCAAGCUGUACGAGGAGAACAAAGUCAUUGCUGGAUUUUCCCUGUUGAAUCUACUUUUCAAACAGAAUCGAAGUGGCCUGAUCAAGAGUGUGAUAGACAAACUCCUGAAUCUAUAUAACAGUAAGAUCAUCAAGCCUGUGGUUGAUUCAUUAUGGGCUUUGGAAGAGGUGAAGGAGGCCAUGCAGAGAAUCCAUGACCGGGGCAAUAUAGGCAAACUCAUUCUGGACGUGGAGAAGGCACCCACUCCCCUGAUGGCCAACGACAGCACGGAGACGAGCGAGGCAGGAGAAGAGGAGGAGGACCACGAAGGGGACAACGAGAACAAGGAGCGCAUGCCCUUCAUCCAGUAACAGCCAGAGGCAGGGGAGGCAGGAAGAGCCAUGAAGGAGAAGGGAACAAGGCUGGGAAAUCUCUUCUGUGCAUCAGUGAACAAAUGCUGUAGUACAGUGUGUGUUGUAUUUGUUUGCAGUCAGCUGAGCUAUGAGCUGUUGAUCAUUGUUGUUUUGGACUCAAGUGCCAUUUUCAUCCAGUGCAGUAUUACGACACUUCUGUGUAACACCAGUUUCCCUGUAGGAGUCCCAUGGAUUUUUCUGUUCCUGUUUGAAAGCCUCAUUAACUUACUGUGUAAUUUUAGCUGGGCAUCUCUCUCGUGCAAAUUCCAACACUCUGCAUAAAGUUACUUGGGAGGUUUGGGCUUUUUUUGCAAGUUGGAAACAGUAACAAAAACAUUCCCCACUUGCUGUCUGGAAGAUUCUAGUAACUGGAGAGAUAAUUUUGUGUUUGUGAAUUUUCAGUGUUAAAAAUAGUUUCCUUUUAUGAACCACAAAUAAAAGUUGCAGCAAAGAGGAGUUCUCAUUUUCCUCAGUCAUGCUUUGUCAUGCCAUAAGCAAUCAGUCUUAGUUUUCAAAGAUACCUCACUUAGAAUCAUGGAACCAGAAGUUGUAAGAGGUCAUUGAUUGAGAGACUUUGGUAACAUCUGCUGAGGACAAAUUGACUCACCUGUGUCCAAAAUCCAAACCGAUUUUAAACCUCAUGUCCGAAUUGCAUUGGUAAGGAUCACUCAUCUGUAUGGGGAA